UAAAGAAUUUACUGCGCAAGUGCAAUGAAGAUCAAAUAUGGCUGAUUAGAACGAGUUGCCUACGGGACAUUUCAGCGAAGAAGGUGCAUUCUGAGAAGGAGAUACACAGAAACAGGCUUAUCGAUAAGUGAGGAAGGUCCCAUACCACAGUGAUCAUGUCUGAUGAAGAAGUUGUAAUGACCCCCACCAAGAAGGGGAACACAACACACAUUAGAAUAGAGAAGCGCAAGAAGCUGGACUUCGAUGGAGAUGAUCAGACAGUUCAUGUAGCAGGAGGGCAGCAUAAAGGACUGGUGGUCAAUAAGCAGAUCUCAGAUGACGCAGAUCUAGGUCGGCCACAACUGCAGAUUGGAUUUAACUGCUUCCUUGUUGAUCAAAAGACAGAGAAACGUGUUGUGGAGAGUCGUAGACUGAAGUUUUGGUAUGUUGAUGACACUGGUUAUCUGGAUCAAGUGACCACAGCAUAUGAGUUCUUUAAGGAACUUGUUCAACCUGCCAACUUUCCAAGAGAUUAUGUUGGAUUUAUCAAGAAGUGCAUGAAGCAAAUGCAGAAAAAUGAGUACAAAUUAGCCAAGAAAAUUGACCUUGAAAUCCGUCAGCUGAGUGAUCAGGAGGCCCCCUUAACACCAGGCUCAGGCAUUUCCCCAGAAAUGCUAUUGUUGGGCUCCAAUGUGGACGAUUUCUUUGGAAUUGCAAAAGAAGAUAAGCGGCCUAUAGAGGAGAUUGUGCGUGAGAAGAUCCUACAGGUGUUGGAGUCCGCCUAUCCUAACGUUCUGGAGGUGGAAGAUUUAGUCAGGAUAACAGCAGCAGAUGAGGCGAUUAUAAACCAGCAACUGGAGGAGCUGAAGGCCAAGAAUCUGGUGAGAGAGAUGGAGAACGGGAAAGUGGUCAGACAUGUAUUGGAGGAUGAUAAAACAGAAACUGAAGUACAGAUGGUGCAACACAUGCCAAGGAUUGCUGCCAACCAACAACCCACCAUCGCAAUCAUUACAGCUAACUACUGCGAGAAGCUUGCUGUGGACGCCAUGAUGGACAACAAAACCACAUUUGUCAAAUACAAGACAGAGGGAGAAUCUAAUGUGUACACAGUGGGCUUUAUUGGAGAACAUAAAUGUGUGUCCACCAAGCUCCCACAGAUCGGGCAAUCCCGGGCAGCUCAAAUCUCAUCAGGCAACACCACCACCCGACUACUGGGAACAUUCCAGAAUAUUGAGCAUGUGUUUGUGGUGGGGGUAGCAGGAGGAGUUCCCCAUUACACCAACUUCUACAAACAUGUGAGGCUUGGGGACAUAGUGAUAUCCCGCUGCAAUGACAAGGGCUACUUCUACUAUCAUGUGGACAAGAUUCUACAGGACAAAGAAGGCAACAUCCAGUACAAGAUGAGGACUUGGUCACCCAGAGACCUGUCCCUACAGCGUGUCGCAGAGAAAAUCGAGGAGAACUGCACAAGGAAACCAGAAAAAGCACCAUGGGAACGCUACAUCCAUGAAGGGCAGACAUUGUUAGAAAAACAAGAAGCAGAUUUUAACCGUCCGCCAAAAGAAUCUGAUAGACUGUACAUGUCCAUUGGAGAGGAAAAUGUCAUCGAGGUCCAGCACCCUGAUCGGCCAGAGGAGGCGGAGGUCAGAGAGAAUGUACCCACCGUCAGGUGUGGGGUGGUGGGGUCUGGGCGACCAAUCACAAAGUACGACAACACGAGGCUAGAGUUCGCGCACAAUUAUGGCAUCACAUGUUUUGAUUCCGAGUAUGAUCAGGUAAUAGAAUCCAUUGUCGGCAAUAGGAAAGACAGUUUUAUGUUCAUUAGGGGAAUAGCAGAUUAUAAUGAUGGAUCUAAAAAUAAGGAGUGGCAGCCAUAUGCCUCACUAGCUGCUGCCGCUAUGAUGAAAACCAUUGUGAAGAUGAUCUCCAACCCAUACCUCAGUGAAGAUGAUGACUAGAGAUGUUGUUCUUUAAAUGAAAGUUGAACUUUGCAAAGGCACUGUGAGCAAAUGAAUUGAAGAAAA
This is a messenger RNA of Magallana angulata, 2003 nucleotides long. RefSeq lists its product as uncharacterized. The transcript is spliced from 12 exons. NCBI's taxonomy places the organism in Eukaryota, Metazoa, Mollusca, Bivalvia, Ostreida, Ostreidae. Gene Ontology annotation, molecular function: catalytic activity; DNA-binding transcription factor activity. Gene Ontology annotation, biological process: nucleoside metabolic process; regulation of DNA-templated transcription. The coding region runs from base 156 to 1937 and encodes 593 amino acids. The record is from RefSeq and is a predicted model, not a curated record.